GCUGGGCAGGGCAGAGUGAGGUGCCUGCACCAUGUCGCGGCUGCCCGGCACCCGGGCCCUGCCCAGGGCGCUGCUGCUGCUCCUGGUGGGCUUCCAGCUGCUGCCGACUCCUGCCUGGUGUUCUGAAGGGGAAAGCAAGGAGAGUAAGAAAAGUGCCAUCUCUCCUUACGUCGCCGCCACAGUGGAGUUUGCGCUGCACGAGUUCAACCAGCACAGCGGGGACGACCGCGCCUACAGGCUGGUGCGCAUCCUGAGUAUCUGGAGAGCUAAGGAGCAUGACGAGAUGGUUAUCUCCAUGAACCUGCAGCUGCGUAGAACCAUCUGUAGGAAAUCGGAGGAAGACAUUGAAAACUGCCCCUUUGAAGAAAAUCCAGGAUGGAACAAUACCUCUACCUGCUUCUUCACCGUCUACACUGAACCCUGGCACACCAAGUUUAAUCUCCUGGACCAGACCUGUUCGAAGGCUCCUUGAUUGGCUUCCACCUGCAGGUGCCACCUGUUGCUCACCCCUGCAUGGACCCCAGCGAGUUCCUCAAGGUGGCUCUCCAUCGGCAGAACAGUGUAUAUCUAUUCAUUCUUACUUUCCAGGGGUCAGGGGUUUAAAAAAUUCUUCAUUGUCCUCAUAAUCAUUUGGAAUAGAUGAUUAAAAACGAGCAAUU
Messenger RNA from Tupaia belangeri chinensis (Chinese tree shrew), 659 nucleotides. Its product is annotated as putative cystatin-9-like protein CST9LP1. The transcript has 3 exons. Gene Ontology annotation, molecular function: cysteine-type endopeptidase inhibitor activity. The record is from RefSeq and is a predicted model, not a curated record. Gene Ontology annotation, biological process: antimicrobial humoral response. Lineage: Eukaryota; Metazoa; Chordata; Mammalia; Scandentia; Tupaiidae. The coding region runs from base 32 to 472 and encodes 146 amino acids.